CGCCGUCCGCCCGCAGAAACGAGCGAGGCAAAAGAUCCUGAACAUUGUUUGGCAACUCAGACGAGCGCGACUUGGAGAGGCUCUUGGAGACGGCGACUUCCCGGCUGUGCUGAGGCAGCUGCUGCCCCUAAUGAAGCCCCGCGGAGGCGAGGACAGCUCGUCGUCAGGAUCGAGGCUCGGGCAGGACGAGUGCGGGCCGGACGAGCUGAUCCUCCUCCUGAUCUAUCUGUACACCCUGGCUGAGGAGGUGCAGCACUUCGCCGAUGGUGGGGAGGAGGAGCUGGAGAAGCUGGAGCGCGAGCUGAUAGGAGCGCUCACGCUGGUCGUCACCCGGGAGACGGAGCUCAGUCCGCUGCUCCAGAGCCUCACCGGUUGUGCAGCUGCAGAGGAACUGACCACAGAAAGAGCCCAUUCUGCAGUGGGGAAGAUGUUUGAGACCCUCCGAGGUUUGAGCCACAUGAGAGACCACCUCAAGCAGCUGCGCUCCGUCUACACUGCAAGUGACGGAGUCCACCAGGCCUCGUACCGCCCGUUCCUGCGACAGGUCCUGGAGGAAGUUUUCCACCCUGACCGACCCGAAUGCCCCGACAUCGAACACAUGUCAGGAGGGCUGACGGACCUGCUGAAGACCGGAUUCAGCAUGUUCAUGAAGGUGAGCCGUCCACGUCCCAGAGACAACCCUCUGCUCUUCCUCUUCCUGGUUGGUGGCGUCACGCCGUCGGAGCUCCGCCUCGUCAAGGACACCGUCGCCGCGCUCAAACCAGCAACACAGGUACUGGUUCUCUCCACCCGCUUACUAAGACCGACGGAUAUCCCUGAGCUGCUCUUCAGCACCCAGAGACUGCGGCCAGAUGUCGGUUUCUGAACGGCCGGUGCGAGGAACGAACCUCACCGGCGUACGUUUGGACAAUCAGGUGUCGAGCUCAAGUAGUUAGAUUUUUAUACAAAUGCUGAGGGAUUUAAAAAAUAAAAAAUAAAACAUUCCUGCUCUGUG
Messenger RNA from Poecilia reticulata (guppy), 994 nucleotides. The record is from RefSeq and is a predicted model, not a curated record. Lineage: Eukaryota; Metazoa; Chordata; Actinopteri; Cyprinodontiformes; Poeciliidae.